GCUUAGUAGUCCGCUCACAGCGGUCGAUAGAACACGCCAUUUACAGUGGUUUGUGAAAUUGAAAAAAAUAUAUUUAAUUUGCUAACAGUUGUUAUUAAAGUAAAUCAUACGGACAUACAGAUAUAAUAAUAUUACUUGGAAUUGAUUAAUCGCAAAAUAAAAAUCUACGCGGUGAAAUAUCAAUAAAAGUCAUCUGCGAAAGUUCUGUGUUUGUGUAAAGCCGUCCGGUUUCGUUUACAAGCGAGCGCAGUAUGCAAUUCGCUGUGUUUUUGUUGUUGGCGCUUUCCGGUUUCAGCGCGGAGGUAUUGGCCACCAAACCGCCAAAAUGGGAUGAAACUUACAUCACCAAGGGUACACUGUACAUACCGUAUGCCGAAAUUGCCGAACCCUUCUACGCCUGGUAUGAUAAGACCACAAAACGUUCUCGUAUCGACUAUUAUGGUGGCAUGGUGAAGACCUAUCAAUUGGCCAGCGUUAUGCCUUAUGGCACGUCACUCAAAUUAGCGCCCAUUACCACCGAUGAGGAAUUGAAUAAGGUCACGUGUUUGCAAUUGAAUGGUACCGCCGAAAAUCGCGUACAAAUACAAACUAUACUACCGGAUGCUAGAAAUUUCACACUUUUGGGUACUGAAAGUUUUCUCGGUUUCACUUGUGACAAGUUCCGACUUGAAGAGGUGAUCGGUGAGAAGCGUAAUGUUUAUACACUGUGGGUGCGCUAUAAGAAAUCGCCACACUAUCCCGCGGCACGUCAACCGAUACCAGUACGUUAUGAGAUGCGCGGUUACAACACUUUGUUGGGUUCACAUUUCGAUCAUUACUUCUUGGAUUAUGACAGUUAUGAGCACGAUGAUAUACCAAAUGAGGUCUUCGAAUUGGAUGACAGUAUGCCUUGUGUAGCUUUCCCGGGACCCGGUGCUGGACACUAUGCAACAUUCAAUCCAAUGCAAGAGUUCGUGCAUCCCGCUAAGGAUGAACAUGUUGAGCAUUCGUUCAAUCAUUUCAAAACUAAGCACGGCAUCAAAUAUAAGACCGAUAAGGAGCAUGAAUAUCGCAAAAAUAUAUUUAGGCAAAAUUUACGUUUCAUACAUUCGAAGAAUCGUGCACGUUUGAGCUACACGCUGGCGGCCAACCAUUUGGCUGAUAAGACCGAGGAAGAAUUGCGUGCGCGUCGUGGCUUCAAAUCGUCUGGUAUUUACAAUACAGGCAAACCAUUCCCCUACAAUAUUGAAAAGCUUAAAGAUGAUCUGCCCGAUCAGUAUGAUUGGCGUUUGUAUGGCGCUGUAACGCCUGUUAAGGAUCAAUCCGUUUGCGGUUCGUGCUGGUCCUUCGGCACCAUUGGUCACAUCGAAGGUGCAUAUUUUCUGAAAAAUGGCGGUAAUUUAGUGCGACUUUCGCAGCAGGCGCUCAUCGAUUGCUCCUGGCAAUAUGGCAACAAUGGUUGUGACGGCGGCGAAGACUUCCGCGCCUAUCAAUGGAUGAUGAAAAUGGGCGGUGUACCAACGGAAGAGGAUUACGGUCCCUAUUUGGGUCAAGACGGCUAUUGUCAUGCACAAAAUCUUACACUCGUUGCACCGAUCACCGGCUUCGUGAACGUGACUUCAGGCGAUUCGAAUGCUUUCAAAAUUGCUUUGCUCAAGCACGGACCACUUUCGGUGGCCAUCGAUGCAUCGCCACGUUCGUUCAGUUUCUAUGCGCAUGGUGUGUACUAUGAGCCGGAAUGUAAGAACGGCUUGGAUGAGUUGGAUCAUGCCGUGUUGGCUGUUGGUUAUGGCACCAUACAAGGUGAGGAUUAUUGGUUGGUAAAGAAUUCGUGGUCCACCUACUGGGGUAAUGACGGUUACAUUUUGAUGUCGGCAAGGAAAAAUAAUUGCGGCGUCAUGACUAUGCCAACCUAUGUGGAAAUGUAAGGUCGAACAUAUGUAUAUUUACCUAUAUCUAUAUAUACACUUUAUUUACAUAUUUAUGUAUAUACAUAUAUACCUAAGUA
This is a messenger RNA of Bactrocera tryoni, 1987 nucleotides long. It is a transcript of the gene 26-29-p, whose product is annotated as digestive cysteine proteinase 1. Gene Ontology annotation, molecular function: cysteine-type endopeptidase activity. The transcript has 4 exons. Gene Ontology annotation, cellular component: lysosome. Gene Ontology annotation, biological process: immune response. Lineage: Eukaryota; Metazoa; Arthropoda; Insecta; Diptera; Tephritidae. Bases 252 to 1907 code for a protein of 551 amino acids. The record is from RefSeq and is a predicted model, not a curated record.